Molecule: messenger RNA, 10147 nt
Organism: Oenanthe melanoleuca
Lineage: Eukaryota; Metazoa; Chordata; Aves; Passeriformes; Muscicapidae
Gene: ZNF618
Product: zinc finger protein 618
Exons: 18
Coding region: 372-3371 (999 amino acids)
Molecular function (GO): protein dimerization activity
Source: RefSeq, a predicted model, not a curated record
CCGGGCCAGACUCAGCCCCUUUCUCCCGGCGCCGCCGGCUGCGAGCGCGCUGCGGCUGGAGCUGCCCCCAGAGCGGCUCGUGAUGGCGGCGGCGCGGGCUCGGCAGCGGGAGGCGCCCGCCCAGCCCUGCGCGCCGCGCCGCUAGCGGCAGCGCCCGUGCCCGCGGCGGCCGCCCCGGCCCAUGCCCCGGGGGGAAGGGGGGCUGCAGCAGCCCGGCGAGCCGCCCACCCGCGCAGCGGGGGCAUCGCCCCCACUCGCCGCUCCUGGGAGGGCGGAAAGGAGGCAGCGGCGGCGGCGGCGCCGGCUUUGUGCGCGGCGGGCGGAUCGCAGGCCGCGGCGGCGCGGGGCUCGCCUGCUCCCGCCCCAGCCCCAUGAACCAGCCGGACGGCUCCGCUCCGGCGGCGGCGGCAGCGCAGGCCGACGAGAGCAGCAGCAGCGGGAGGAGGAGCUCUUCCAGCAGGGAGUGUCAGAAGAGGAGCCCACGGAGCCCCAGAGCCGAGGGCUCCGGCUCGGUGACGUCCCAGUCCUCCCCCAGUGAAGAGGCUGGAAUGAUGACUGAGGUGAAAGUGAAGACUGAGGUGCCAGAUGACUACAUUGAGGAGGUGAUCUGGCAGGAUGACACCAAAGAUUCCAAGAAGAGCAUGAAGGAUGGGCCGGGGGACGUGCCUGCAGAGAUCUGCGUGGUCAUCGGCGGCGUGCGCAACCAGCAGACGCUCGAUGGAAAAGCAGUGGAACGUGGCUCUCCCGUUGGAUAUACACGAAAUCGAUAUUCAGGGACCUGGAUUUUUGACCAUGCAUUGAGAUACACGUCCGGGUCUUACGAGUGUGGAAUAUGUGGGAAGAAAUACAAGUAUUACAACUGUUUCCAGACCCAUGUGCGAGCACACAGAGACACCGAAGCUGCCUCGGGGGAAGGAGCCUCGCAAGGCAGUGCCCCUCUGGCUGCGGAAAGGGAGAAGAAGCCUCUCUCCAGAGCUGUCUUUGUGCUGCCCUGGGUGGAAUCCACAGAAACAAACAAUUUUAGGUAUACAUGUGACAUCUGUGGGAAAAAAUAUAAAUACUAUAGCUGCUUCCAAGAGCACAGAGACCUUCAUGCCGUGGAUGUUUUUAGUGUGGAAGGGGCCCCAGAAAACCGGGCAGACCCCUACGACCAGGCUGUCAUCGCCGCCGACGAUGUCAAGGAGGAGGAGCCUGAACCCUUCCAGAAGAUUGGGCCCAAAACUGGCAAUUACACCUGUGAGUUCUGUGGCAAGCAGUACAAGUACUACACUCCCUACCAAGAGCACGUGGCUCUGCACGCUCCCAUCAAGUUCUCUCGAUCUCCACUCUUCGUGGCAGUGAAGACACAGACGAGCCAGUCCAGCAAGAAGUCUCCAGCGUCCAUAAACCGCUGCUCCAGCCUCCUGCAGCGCGGCCCCGCGGGGGCCCCGCCCGCCUCGCAGCCCCAGAUGUUCCGCACGCCCAACUCCGCGGGAGGCAAGGCCAUCACAGCAGAAAGUGCUUUCAGCAGAAGAGUGGAAGGCAAGGUGCAAAACAACUUUGAAGAAACAAACAGCAAUUCACAGAACUCCAGUGCUGGUCAUUCGGGGACAGAAAAACCUAAAGAAAAGAGGUGUAAGCAGAACCCAUCAGAAACCGCAAGUCCCCUGAUUUCAAAUCCUUUCCCGCUUUUACGAAAGCCUUACACCUGUGGAGCUUGUGGAAUCCAGUUCCAGUUUUAUAACAAUCUCCUGGAGCACAUGCAGUCCCACGCAGCUGACAAUGAGAACAACAUUGCCUCCAGCCAGCCCAGAUCACCUCUCCCUGUGGUUGAAGAAAAGUGGAAACCACAGCUCCAAAGAAAUAACGCCAACAACACGCCGGCGAGCGGCUCCCUGGGGAGCAGCGCGGUCCCCGAGAAGGAGCGGCAGAACAUCGCCGAGAGGCUGCUGCGGGUCAUGUGCACCGACCUGGGCGCGCUCAGCGUGGUCAGCAGCAAGGACUUCAUCAAGCUGGCGCAGACCCUGGUGGACAGCGGGGCGCGCUACGGGGCCUUCUCCGUCACCGAGGUGCUGGGCAACUUCAACAGCCUGGCUCUGAAGCACCUGCCUCGCAUGUACAACCAGGUGAAGGUGAAAGUCACCUGCGCCCUGGGCAGCAACGCCUGCCUCGGCAUCGGGGUCACCUGCCACUCGCAGAGCGUCGGCCCCGACUCCUGCUACAUCCUCACCGCCUACCAGGUGGAGGGCAGCCACAUCAAGAGCUACGUCCUGGGCAUUAAGGGCGUGGACAUUCGAGACAACGGCGAUUUCAUCCACCACUGGGUGCAGAACGUGCUGUCGGAGUUUGUGAUGUCGGAGAUCAGGACGGUGUACGUGACCGACUGCAAGGUCAACUCGGCGGCGUUCUCCAAGGCGGGCAUGUGCCUGCGCUGCUCGGCCUGUGCCUUGAACUCCGUGGUGCAGAGCGUGCUCAACAAGAGAACGCUGCAGGCUCGCAACAUGCACGAGGUGAUCGAGCUCCUGAAUGUCUGCGAAGACCUGGCGGGCUCCACGGGGCUCUCGAAGGAGACCUUUGGCUCCCUGGAAGAGACGUCCCCGCCGCCCUGCUGGAACUCAGUCACCGACUCCCUGCUGCUCGUCCACGAGCGCUACGAGCAGAUCUGCGAGUUCUACAGCAGGGCCAAGAAGAUGAACCUCAUCCAAAACCUGAACAAACACCUGCUCAGCAACCUGGCGGCCAUCCUGGCGCCGGUGAAGCAGGCCGUGAUCGAGCUGAGCAACGAGAGCCGGCCCACGCUGCAGCUGGUGCUGCCCACCUACGUCAGACUGGAGAAACUCUUCACUUCCAAAGCCAACGACGCUGGCGUGGUCAGCAAACUCUGCCACCUCUUCUUGGAGGCGCUGAAGGAGAACUUCAAAGUUCACUCGGCACACAAGGUAGCCAUGAUCUUGGACCCUCAGCAGAAGCUGCGGCCCGUCCCGCCCUACCAGCACGAAGAGAUCAUUGGCAAGGUCUGCGAGCUGAUCAAUGAGGUGAAAGAGUCCUGGGCAGAAGAAACAGAAUUUGAACCUUCAACCAAGAAGCCUCGUGCGGCAGGGGAGGCCACAGCAGCUCAGGAAGAAGAUUGGUUCGGGAAAAGUGAAGUCUAUGAUUAUUUGCAGGAACCUCUCUUCCAGGCCACCCCUGACCUGUUUCAGUACUGGUCGUGUGUUACCCAAAAGCAUAUGAAACUAGCCAAGCUGGCCUUUUGGCUCUUAGCAGUGCCUGCUGUGGGUGCCAGGAGCGAAUGUGUAAAUAUGUGUGAGCAGGCGCUCUUGAUCAAAAGGAGGCGGCUACUCAGUCCAGAAGACAUGAACAAACUCAUGUUUUUGAAGUCCAACAUGCUUUAAGACUGUCUUUUAAUUAAAAAAAAAAAACUUUAAAACACUGUUCCAAACAAAGAAAAAGAAAUUUAAGUUCUAAACACUGUGGACCUCAUUAUGAAUGCCCCUGGAAACCAAGUGCUUUUUUAUAUAUAUAUAAAAAUAUAAAUAUAUAUAAAAUUAAGUUUGAAAGGAAAGCUGAGCACGGGAGAGAGACAGCCCUCUGCCAGGAACGUGCUCCUUUCCAUAGAUAGUGUGUGGACUUGACAGACUUUCUAAUGUUUUCAAGUGGGCAGACGAAUGGGAGGCUGAUGUUCUAAAGUCUUCAGGCAGCUGAGAUCUAAAGUGACUUGAAGUUUCUUUUGUUUCUCCUCCACCCCACCUUUCCUCUUGUCCCCUGGGCCAUCUUGCCAUGGAUAAUCAGACUCCAUUGACCAGACCAGUUCUGCACUGGACUUUGCUCCUUUGAGUAACUGUACACCUUGAGGGCACUUGGCUGCAGCCUUCUUGGCACGGUGCACAAAUCAGAGCAGCUGUUCCACCAACACCCCUGUCUUUAGAAAUCAGGAAGGGAGGCUUUAAGGUUUUUCAUUUUUAAUUUUAUUUUUAAACUUUCCAUAUCCCUUUUUGUUUUUUUUCCAAAAACCAAAAGUUACUUCUCUGUCUCUACUCUCAGUUUUGAGUUUAACAUGGCAUCAAGUGAUUAUAAGUUUGAUUUCAAACUAACAGAAAUGGUUCAUGGCAGAAACUGUCAGUAGUUGUUACAUUUCUUGGCUUUACAUUUUUUUACAGCAGAACUUCUUUUCUGAACUCCCUGUGUUAAUUAGCUUUUCUGUGAAUUGUGUACAUCAGGUGUUCUUUAACUUGUUCUAGAGUAGCCCAUUUGCAAUUAAAUCAUGUUCUUAUGGGAACCACGGCAGUUGUUUAUGUGGCAAAGCCUAGAAACCAGGAAAAGCAAAUGGUGACAGCACAGGUGGCUGUGGGCCACCAGUGAGCUUGCCAGGUCUGCCAGAGAACCCUUGUACCUAAAGUUUUUUGUUGAGAAGUGUCUCAGUGGCACACAAACCACCCUUCCCAAGGCCAAGGACAAACCAAGGUGUAUGAUUUUUCAGGGGAACAAAGCUCACCAGUUUUGUCAAACUGGGGUUUGAAAGAAGCUUAGAGAAGUGCAUGGGCUCAAAGAUCCUUCUGAAUGUAAGUGCUCCUGAUUGAGUGCAAAGAAAAUCUUCCCAUUUUUGUUUGGAAUGGUUUCCUCUAGUGGCACGAAUGUCUUUUUGAUACCUACAGUGCAUUACACUACUUGUUCUAUUGCUGACCUGUUCUGGCCAGGAAGGCCAGGGCCCCAAAAUGUUCACACAGAACUGGCUCACCCCAAAUGCAAUUAGAGAUCCCCUUAACCCCUCGGUGACUCUGCUGUCCCCAAGGCCAGAGCUCCUGCAGACACAGCUCCUGGGCUGCUGGACAGGCUCUGUCAGGUUUGGUGCCUCUUGGACAAUUCCCAACCUCUGGUGCCAAACUCUGCAUUUUUCACCGCUGGGACUUGUCUCUCAGAGGAAAACUGAAGCAAGUUCUUUUCUUUUCAGCAGUCUCUCCUGCUUCCAGCAGCUCUGGAGCUGUGGUCCCAAUGGCAGGGGAGGGUCAGGAGGAGGGACUGGCCCUGCUGGGAGCAGGCUGGAGCCUCCAGCAGCACGGGGAGUUUGCUGCUGGCUGGCAGUGCAGGGGGAGACUGGAGGCCCCUCUGAAGUGCUGCUGUUGACCAGGUGUUAAACCAGGACCCCACCUGCCCAGCUCUGGUGUAUGAGAAGUUGCAAGUUCCAAGACAUGAGAAAUAGCAAACCCAAUCUCUCAGGCUUUGUGUGCAGAUGCCUUGAAGCUCUCGGGCACUCCCUGACACCUGCACUGCCACAGGACUCAGGGGCACAGUUUGCACGCUGGACCCUUCCAUGCCAGGCUCACCAGGACACACCUUGGCACCAGCUGUCUUGCGCUUUCCAGCCCUUUCAGCCUUCCAUGGCCUUGAGGCUGGUGUUUGGGCUGACCUCUCAGCACUGUUACUGCCAUCAGGCCAAAACCAUUGUCUCCCAAAAUGUUAAGUUUUUGCCUAAAGCACACAGCCUGCCACGUGAACAGGAGCUGCCAAGGCAGAGGCUCUUGCACUCCUGAUUUCCCUGGCCCUGGCUGAUGGAGGGGUUCCUUGCAGGGCCAGCUUUCCUUCUUGCUGGUUUUGUUUUCUCCUGUACAAGUCCUGUGUGCCCAUGGUAGCACAGCAGUUUGCAGGUCAGGGAAAACCUGUGACAGACAAAGAUGAACCCUGAGUGAGUGAGGUGUGUGCUGGGCCCACUGGUACCUGACAGCAGCAAAGCUUGGCUGGUGCAUGGUCCCAAACAGGAGCAGCUGUGGGCACAGAGGGUACACACAGCUCAGCUGGGGGCACAGGGGUCAGGACUGGCAGCUCCUUCUAAUGGCACAUUACACCUUUCUGUGGUUCACCUGAGAGCUCUCUGAUGCUCAGGGCAGCCUGCAAAGCCCUUGCAUUCCUUUGGAAAGACAGCCCCAACCCCCAGCCCUCCUUUGCUAAGGGACAUGUGGAUGAUUUCUGUGGAGUUUGUAAACUCAGGCUCGUGUUGUCUGUGUGAGGCGUUGAGGGUGGGAAGUGGGCAAGACAGAGUGAGCACAGCUGUAAAUCCCUGGAAUUGAGAAUGGGGCAAACUGCAGGGAUUUGUGCCCAGCACUGAGCAGGGCUGUGGUGUGGACUGAGAGCUUGCAGGCAGGAAAGCCACAGCCACCUCUACCUCCCAUCCCACCUCCCCUUUCCCUUCUCACACUGUGGGUUUGGCACCAGAGCUGGGCUUUAGCUGUGGUGCUGACCAAAGGCAGGGAUGGACUGACCCUCCCCAUCCCAAAAACUGCCCCUCUCAGGCAGCUUCACUUGUAGUUGCACCAAUGAUGGGUGUUAAGCAGUGAUGUUGGGUAGAUGAGAUUUUCCCAAAGACUUAAAAACUCAACAGCUGGAAAAGCAAGAGGAAAGCUGAACACCUGCAAUGGAGCAUUCUCAGAGGUGGUGAGGAGAGGGCCUGCUUGUCAGCCCCUUCUGCAGAGACUCACUGGGGAAGGUGAGGCUUUUCCUGACUCUUGCAGGGUGCUCAGCUCAGAGCAGCUGUUUGUGCUCCAGGCUCUCUCUGGGUCACUCAGGCCUCAGGAAAAGCAGAGAAGCACAUCUGUAGCAUUUACCUUAAAUGUCAGGCUUUUGCUCCUCUUCCUACUUCCUUCUUCAAGGCUUGAAUUCACAUUCUAGGGAGCAAAAAUACUUUACCAAGGUCUGAAAUUUGGAAGGUUGCUCCAAGGCAAGCUGCUCUGUGGUGCCCCAGAGGGGUGGAGCAGCCAGGGUGCUGUGGGGAGCACUGCUGGCCUGGGCUGGGAGGGGCACAGCAGAGGCUCUGAGUUUGGCCAGGGCUGGUGAGAGCUUCUGCUCCCUUGGAGUGAGAGGAGAAGUCCUCAGAACUGGGAUCAGCCUCUGGUGGGUCGUGUUGGGAAUUUGCCUUCUGCUUCUUGCUUUCUUUUAAUCUCCCAUGUGAAAUGUGUCAGGAUGCAGGAAUGGUGUGUGGCCUCCAGGCAUCCACCUGUUCCUGCUGUUGACUGUGCCUGACUGUGCAGACUUCUCUUCCUGGCUUCACAGUUUGCUUUGGGAGCGUUCUGACAUUCAGGUGGGAGCAAGCAGCACCAGGAGAGCUCCAGGAGGGAGGGCCUGUCUGAGCAUCCUUGUUACUGCAGAUGGGACAGAGGCAGGCUCCUCAGGAGGUGCUGUCUGUGUGGGUGCAGCAGAAGGUCAGCAGGGAUUGGUCUCCUGUGUCUCUCAGGAGGCAGUGGUUGUGUUUGGCCUGCAGGAUGGACUUGGUGUCUUGCAGCUGGGUUGGGCUGAGGUGGGGGUGAGCUUCCCUUUCUGACCCUCUCUGCUGUGCUAAGGAAACUGCUUUGGGUGGGUUUGAGCUGGUGCAAUCCUCACAACUUUCUGUGAAAGCCAGCUGUGGGUUCAGGUGUUGUCUGGCUCAGUUGUUCAUUCAUUGCUGGUUAAGCCAGUUUAACUUUGAGCUGAACUGGUUUAAGCAUCCACACAAACCACCUGCACUGCUUUAUCUGUGCUUGCUGGGCAGAGAUGGUGUCCAGCAGCAGCUCAGGGAGUCAUGACCCUUAUGUGAAUUUUGCAAAUGAAUUUGCAGCAGAUGCUCUCAAGACUUGGGAAUGACUGAAAAUAGAGGGGAGAGACUUCUGGAAAUGACUCGAGCUCUGAAUGGUGUCACUGGAGUGUUCAGUGAGGUGGCUCAGGUGGGUUGGGUGGUUUUUCUCCAACUGUCUGCAAUAACCCAGAAGGUUUGGCAUGAAUUACCAAAAAUGUUUGUGUUGGUGGCUGAGUCUGCUCAGAGGGCCCAGUUCCAGUCUGGCCAUGGUGAGCACAGCAAGGAGACUGGAACCUCCUGCUUGGUCCCACAGUGCCUGGGCAGUUACAGGCAGCACCCUGUUACCGAUGGAUUAAAAGGCAUUAAAAGAGCAGCCAGGAAGGUGCUGCAAGGCUGGGAGUGCUGAAGAAAGGCUUGGAUCUCUGCUGUACCCUCAGCUAAGGGAGAGGCAGGAGCUCCUGUGAGCAUCCACACAGGAAGGGACAAGCUGUUCCCUAUGGAGUCAUGAGGAGUGAUGGGAGAAAAAUAAAAAAGAUACUAAAGGCAGAUUCUGGGAAACCUCUUCAGGGGGGAGAACUGUGUUCCUCUGGGAGGAGUCUGUGAGGGGAGUGUGUUUUGAGCCCUGUCACUGAGGACAAGGCUGCAGAGUGGAGUUCACUCCAUGGGACACGAGGCUGCAUCUUGCCAAGAGAACAGGAACUGGGUGUAGGGGUGGGAAGUGCCAGGUUCCUGCCCAGACCCCUCCAGGAGCCUUUUCCUGCCCAUCCUGCCACUCACCACCAGCACCAAGCCCUUGGCAGCCCUCAGUGCAUCCAACAGCCAGGUCCCACCAGGGAGCAGAGGGGAAGGCACCAGUCACAGAGCAGAUGUCCUGUCACACUGAUGUGGGGACAGUUCAAUGUCCUGCUGCUCCUGCUGAGCUUUCUCUGUGCUGCCAGGCCCUGGGAUGGGUGGGGAAUGCCCAGGGCCAUGGCUGAGCCCUGCCUGUGCAGAGCUGCCUGUGCCUCUGCAGCAAUAAGAGCCCCGGUUCCCGUGGCUGGGACCUGCCCCCUCCUGGCUCUGUCACCUCCCUGGGGUUCUGGAAGUGUCCCUGAGCAAAGCCUGGGGCCCAGCUGAGCUCCAUGUGGGACAGCCUGGGGACAGUCUGCUUAUGCUAGGCCAGAAAUGGUGAACCAAUGACAGUGGGUUGCCCUAAAUUUAAUUUUAUCUAAUGAAUGUUUGUGGCAUUUCUAUUUAAUUUCAGGCUUAGUUUGGCUGCUUAGCUGAGGUUUUUUUCCUGUUAGGAGUCCUUUGUUGGUAACUCCACUGAGAGUUUUGCUCACAUAGACAAGAGUGUAUCCUUAGACCCUGAGGGGUUCCUCAUCCAUAGGCAGCUGAGGUGGAAUUUUUGGCUCCUGAAACAAGGAAAGAUGACUGGCAGGAUUUUCUGUAGCAUCCCUGGCAGUGGGACCUGGAUGAGCAGCUCAGCCUUAAUGGUGGGAAUAUUGCAGGGUGGAGUUGGUGAGCACAGACACGUCCAACCCUUGCUUUUCACAGCCAAAGUUCCUUAAAAAGGCACUUCAGCCUCACUGGCCUUGAACCCUUGUUCUCACCUCCUGGGGGUCCUUGUGACAUCUCUGCAGUGUCUGUGGAUAGGCUGGGAUUGUUUUUUAAGUGGGCUGGGGGUGGGAGAAGGGACUUUUCCCCUUGCUGUGUAGAAGGACCUUCCCCCUGCAGGAAGGUGGCAUGGUCUGGAAGGAGCAGCAGUUUUAGGAGCUGUUUUCCAUGGUCCCCUGUGCUGGUUUGGCACUAAAGACAACCUAUGGAAGAGAUUUUUUCUGAGAGGAGCAGCUAGUCUUCCUCUAAGUCUGACAAUUAGCCUUUUUCCACCUCUCCAGCCAUCCCCACAGAGCAUUAGCUGCCAUCCAUGAAUCAGUAGAGGCAGAGCUUUGGCCACUUCUCCCUCUCAGCCUUGGCCAGGGCCAGUACUGCUACUUUAAUACUCCUGUUGUGGGAUUCUCUGGAGGCAAGCUGGUAGUGGAUGAGCUGCACGGGGGGAACCCACUGUCUGUAGGCAGACAGUGCCACCAAGACACCAAACCCCAGGAGAUCCUUGUUUGCAGCCAGUCUGAAAGGAGAAGCUGCUCCUCGCUCCCACCUUCCAUUUCCCAAACCUCCUCCUGGAGCUGAAUUCUUGUUUCAUCAAGCAAAGGAUUGAAAGUUCUGCUGUCCCUGCUGGCCCUCCCUGCCCUCAGUAACUCGUGUGCAUUUCCUUCCUUUCUGUAGAUGCAGAUGUUCUAGGCAAUACCACAGAGCACCCGCGCUGCGAGUGCCACCAUGUCAUCUUAAAAAAUACAAAAAAAAUACAAAAAAUAUACAAAAAAUAUCUUUUUUAGGCCAGAGUUUUCUACAGGUAUUAAUGAAUAUUUUUCUUAAUCCUUAUAAGUUUUAUGUGUUUAAUAUUUCUUAAUACCGGUAGCAUUAAUUUAUACUUUUGUAGCAACACAAUAUUUUUAUAAACCGCCACCGCUGGCUUUGUCUUCAUAACGGGAAAGGUGCGGGCAGCUGGCCCCGCGCUGCACCAUGUACUGUAUUUAAAAGGUUAUCUAAUGUCACACUUGCUGUGUUAAUAAACAAAACAAAACCUGU